GAGAAACCUAAGUCUCACAGCUCACUCACAGGUUCAUUAUCUUCUUGCUCUCUGAACUUUUUAAAAAGUUGCCAUGUCUGCCCCGGCUGCUCCGUAUGCUCCGGCUGCCCCGUAUGCUCCACCUGCUCCGUAUGCUCCGCCUGCUCCGUAUGCUCCGUAUGCUCCGUCUGCUCCGGCUGCUCCGUAUGCUCCACCUGCUCCGUAUGCUCCGCCUGCUCCGUAUGCUCCGUAUGCUCCCAACAUGCCUGUCCAUCAGUCAGUCCAGAUGGUGUCAGUCACCUCCGGUCAAAGUCCUGGAACAUGGAGCACCGGCCUCUGCGACUGCUGCUCUGACAUGGGCACCUGCUGCUGUGGUUAUUGGUGUUUCCCCUGCAUGCAGUGUGAGACAGCCAGUAAACAUGGCUGGUGCUGCUGCAUGCCCCUCCUGGAUUGCUGCUGUGUGGUGUCCUGCUUACUCCGCUCCUCCAUCAGAGAGCGCCACGGCAUCCCUGGCUCAUGCUGUGAUGACUGCUGUAAAUUCUUUUGGUGCUACGUAUGUGCCUGGUGCCAGAUGAAUCGCGAGGUGAAGAUCAGGGCCAGACAUCAGUCGUCGACCACGUCAGUGGUCGCCACACAGGUCGUCAGGGCAUAAGAUGCAAAUGUCGUGGUCAUAUGUUAACAACAUACAACAUGUUUAACAAGUGGAUCAUUUCUUUUUGGAUUUUUGUAGUUAUUAGGUGAUAGACAAAACAUUUUGUUUCAAACAUUUAUUUCAAUAAGCAUCAGAGGGACUAUUAGACUUCUGCUUUCCAGUUUGUAAUAUCAGUAUUUUUAUAAAUUUUGGCUUUCUGUUGGCGCGUUAGAUUCACUGUUGAAGCCAGAUGCUGCUUUAGUUUUGUGAGGAUAUUCACAUGCUGAAGAUGGUAAUGUCAGGUUAAUGUUUUCUAACCUUUGAUUCAUUUUGGCAAUAAAAUUUUUCAUGUCACAAGAUUAUUGUUACUUUAACCGGAUUGUUUCCACUUGAACCGAGUGUAAUCUACCAUUUUAUGAUUCGUUAUUUCAGUAGGCCUUUGUUCACAUUCCAUGCCUUUUAGAGACGUCAUAAGACGUCAUAUAUGCUUGUUGCAUAUUUAGCAACAAAAUCUUAUGAAUGAGUGUUGCUUUCUUUUUGAUGCAUCUUUAUUACAAACAUAAAUUUUUUACAUUUGAUAUCAGAAGAAAAACCAACCAAAAAAACAAACAAACAAAAUAAAAAACAGUUACAAAUAAGACAGGCCUGUUUACCACUGUGUUUAAUAAUUUCUUUUAAAAACUUUAUAGUUUUAUAGAUUUUCUAUAGAUUAGUUUGAAGCUUCAUGAGCAAUUAAAUAUGAGUAUUUUUAAUUGGGUGCAAUGUAAUGUUUACUUUAAGAUUGUAACUUCUUAUAAAAUGUUAAAAGUUUAACUUUUGAGAAAAAUGGGUCUUUGAGUUUGACGCUGAUUUAGUAGUUGCAGUUUCCAGACAAUUUCGUCCUGGAAACAUUUUGUCUGGGGUCUGGAGGACCUGCUGCUCCAGAAAUACAGUUGCGGUUUUACAAUCAUCCAGUAGAUGGCACUGUUGCAAAAACAAACAAACUAACAACAAAAAACAAACAAAACAAACAAAAACAGCAGGGGUCUAGACUAUCGGAACAAUGUUUACGACACUUCCGUGUCAUUGGUCGACACAGACUCGAGCAGACAGGCUCAAGCUCAACGUCAUUAUCUCUAAUACAGAACUUAAGCAUUUUAAAGGGUUUACAACUUUUCAAACAAAGCUGAAUGUCCCUGUGAUUUUUCCAGCCAGUACUACACAUUGUUUUGAAGAACCACUGAAUUACUUUACCAAUGUCUGAAAACAAGAUAUUAACCUAUAAUCUAGUAAUGCAAAAUUAAGCUUUUCUGAUAUCUUAAUCUGUGCAUUUAUGUUUCUGCCUCUCAUUUUUCCAGAUGACUUGUUCACGUAUAUUUUUACAGAUCCUUCCUGCCUUAAUCAGUUAAUAAAGAAGAAUGUUCUGCUUACAAAUCUA
Messenger RNA from Melanotaenia boesemani (Boeseman's rainbowfish), 2027 nucleotides. RefSeq names its product placenta-specific gene 8 protein-like. Bases 74 to 631 code for a protein of 185 amino acids. The record is from RefSeq and is a predicted model, not a curated record. Lineage: Eukaryota; Metazoa; Chordata; Actinopteri; Atheriniformes; Melanotaeniidae. The transcript is spliced from 4 exons.